Messenger RNA from Ustilaginoidea virens, 1026 nucleotides. RefSeq lists its product as uncharacterized. The transcript is spliced from 3 exons. NCBI's taxonomy places the organism in Eukaryota, Fungi, Ascomycota, Sordariomycetes, Hypocreales, Clavicipitaceae. The record is from RefSeq and is a predicted model, not a curated record. Gene Ontology annotation, molecular function: protein binding. The coding region runs from base 1 to 1026 and encodes 341 amino acids.
AUGUACACCCUGUCCAACGUCGCGCAGCACCGCCUGGCCGGCCCAGACGACGUCUACGUCCUCGCCGUCGACCAGACCGCCGCGGGCCUCGCAGCACUCUCCUCGGACCAGCAGCUGACGCUUUUCAGCCCGGCAAGACUAUCCGACGGCCCGCUGCAUCAAUGGCCGACCCAGCACGGCAACGUCACGGCCCUGAGAGUCUUUGAGGCGGACACGUCGCUGGUGUGCACGGCCGGCGAGGACGGAACAGCCCGGGUAUGGGACCUCCGACAAGCCGCCUGGCAAGGCGCCUGCGUCGCCCAGCUCGCCGGUGCGCCGUCGCCCAUCCUCGCCAUGGCGUGCGACCCGUCGACGCGGACCGUCGCCCUGGGCACCGAGCUGCGCAACCACACGGCGUCCCUGCUGCUGUGGGACGUGCGGGCCGCGCCGCGCCCCCGCGCGCACUACCAGGACCUGCACAGCGACGACGUCACCGAGCUGGCCUUCCACCCGUCCCAGCCGGCCGUGCUGCUCAGCGGCUCGACCGACGGCCUGGUCAACGUGUACGACACGCGCGUCGCCGACGAGGACGAGCUGACGGUCCAGACGUUCAACCACGACGCGUCGAUCCACCGCGCGGGCUUCCUCUCGCCCACCGAGCUGCUCGCCCUCUCGCACGACGAGCAGUUUGCCGUGUACGACAUGGCCGAGGGGCGCGGCGGCGGCGGCGACGUCGCCGCCCUGCGCCUGGGGGACCUGCGCACCGCCCUGGCGUGUCAGUACGUCGCGGACGCCAAGGCCAAGACGGACGGGAGCGGCGCCGUCAUCGGCGCCGGAGCGCAAGACCGGCAGCAUUUCGAGCUGGUCUUCCUGGCCGCCAACGAGGGCCGCGGGCCGCGAUGGGUGCUGGACAGGGGCAGCAGCGUGGGGUUGCCGGGCGGGCACGGGGGCGAGCUUGUGCGGUCGUUUUGUCUCGUCGAUGACGCGCAGCUGGUGUUUACGGGCGGCGAGGACGGCAGCGUAAAGGCCUGGAGGCCGGGGCAUUGA